UUUCUUUCUCUCCUUUCCCCGUCAGUGCUUUCUUCCCCUGCGGAUCCGUCGGGUACAGCUUUUUGGCGGUGGUGCUUUGCUCAGUCACUGCUGGGUGUUUUGUCGCGUGGGCGGGCCACCAAUUUCACUGAUAAGAUUCCCUCUCCCCCCCGUCCCGCGCAAAGCCCGUCCUCGGACGAUAUCCUUAGAGUUCGCCUUUUCUGAACCCGCAAACUUCCCUUUAAUCCUCUCGCCGCAAAAGACGGACUCUACAGAGGUUGUCAGGGAUUCUGUACGACGGACGUCAGCACGACAUCUGGGAACGAAUUGGCAGAGUAGACCUUUUAAUCCUUACCACGACUUUCGAGAAAUCGCCCACCUCCUUUUUUGUAACCCGUGAUCGCCGCCGCCGCGACCUUCAACCUCCGUCAAACACCGCGAGAACCGAGCGAGCGAAGCAUCCUUUCCUAAACGUCUGAAGAGCCUCGGAGCAUUCAUCUGAGAAUUACAAGAAAAACAACAAAAUGUCGGCCCUCCAGUCCUUCAGCAAGUGGCUGCACCUGAAGCAGUACCAAAUCGAGGUCACCUUCAGCGUGUACAUCUUCACGCCCCUGGAAAAGUUCAUCUUUUACACCGUCCUCUUCCUCCUCAGCAGCUUGACCAUCAUCGCCACCGUUCUCUACCUGCCCCAGCACAUCGCCUUCCUCAUGAGCCGCGCCUGGUUCUACAUGCACGGCGACCCGAUCGACGCCGUCGUCGAUACCGUAGUGGACGCCGUCGAGUUCACAAAGGCCGCCGUCGAGAGCGUGCUGAUGGCCGAGAAGACGGGCACGACUGCGGCCGCGCUGGCUCAGCAGACUGUCGAGCUCGUCAAGGAGUUGUAAAGACUUUUUUUUUUUCGCUUCAUGAAGGAGGGGCUUGUGCAUCCCUUGCCACGCAGGCAAGCUGGCAAUUUCCAUGACAUGACAACGAUGCAUGCCGAAUGAACGAAUGGGAAGGAGAGAGUCAGAGAACCAACGAGGGAGCGGGAGAGGAGGAUCUUAAUGGCGAGACAUGGACCACCGGACCGCCCGAUGAAGAGCUCGAAGGGCGUGUCGCAUGUUGCGCGCGGAAAGUGUCGUUUAUUCGCUUCUGGUGCGGGCGUUUCAUUGGGGGUUUCUUUUUUAAUAUGAACCAGGUGCAUUCAAUUCAGGUUCGGACACGAAAAGGCAUAUACAUAUAUACACUAUAAACUCGCAAUACAUGCGGCGACGCGUGUCUUUUAAUUCAUAUCCAUUCAUAUAUGCAUAGGACUCGGAUCUCAAGCGUCUUUUAGGUGUCUACUCGAGGAUCAACGAGUGCUUCAAAAACGUAAACUUCAUUUCAUUCAUUCGUCGGACUUGGACGGCGCGCCUAGUCCUGUGAAGCUGUAUACGCGCAAGGAACUAUCUUCACCUGCGAUGCCCAACUCGUCUAUGCUGCCAUCGCUCUUUGAUGGUCG
Colletotrichum scovillei is the source of this 1459-nucleotide messenger RNA. RefSeq lists its product as uncharacterized. The record is from RefSeq and is a predicted model, not a curated record. The transcript has 2 exons. Lineage: Eukaryota; Fungi; Ascomycota; Sordariomycetes; Glomerellales; Glomerellaceae. Bases 504 to 863 code for a protein of 119 amino acids.